AUGAAGAAGAAGGCAGUGGCCCUCGUGAGCGGAGGGAAAGACAGCGUGUAUGCCAUUCAUUGCGCGCGGCGACUCGGGUUCAGCAUACGCGCUGUGGCUACACUGCUUCCUCGGGAGAAUGCUGUGGAAACUGACAGCUACAUGUAUCAGUCUGUGGGAACAACUCUGGGUGCAGCGGUCGCCGAGUGCCUAGGCGUUCCGCACUACAGUGCUCACGUGAAGGGGCAGCCAAUAAAUACAGAAACUUUGCAGUACACCUUUGACCCAAACGACGAAGUUAAUGACCUCCAGCUCCUUUUGGAGCGAGUGAAAGAGGCUCACCCUGAAAUCAGCGCCGUGACAUGCGGAGCCAUAUUGUCAGAAUACCAGCGCCGCCGCCUUGAGUACAUUUGCGAAUCUGUCCGCUUGCUUCCCGUCUGCUUGAUGUGGUGCCGCGAACAGAAGGGUCUGCUCAGGAAUAUGUUGGACUGGGGCUUGCACGCUGUGGUGGUCAAAACUGCCUCAAUGGGGCUGUCAAAGCGGCACCUGGGCCGCCCACUUUCCGAUCUGCUGCCUCAUUUCCUCGAGCUGAACCAGCAGUACGAUUUCCACGUCUGUGGAGAAGCGUGUGGAUUUGCAUUUGAGCUCACCUUAUUCCAUUGGCUAUGUGUAAACGGCGCUGCAGGGGGGGAGUACGAGACGGUGACGUUAGACUGCCCGCUGUUCACCAGAGGUUCGAUUGCCGUCUCUGAUUGGAUGCAAGUGUGCCACAGCGACGACGCCGUGGCUCCCGUGUGGUUGCAGUCCCCAGUGGAGUGGAAGGUAGUGCCCAAGGAUCCCACAAGCUCACGACGUCGAGCUCGGUCCCAUGCAGUUCUGCAUGAUCUUGAAUGGCUUCGAGUAAAGCCCUUCCUGGAUCUGAUUGAUGUGGCUGUCAAGGAAUGGGGCGUAGAGGCGCAGAACGGGGACUCCUCUGCUCCUUCGCCACUGUGUCAGACGGGUCCUGAUCUUGGGAGCGCUCCGCCAAGCGUUGGUUCUCCAAGCGAAUGCUGCGAAUGGACUUGGCACUUCCCAGCCUGGUCCUUAGGGUACACCCUCACUGGAGAUAUAUGUGUGACUCGCAGUGAGGAAGGUGGGGAAGCAAAAGGCGGCAAUUUAUCUCCACCGAAUACGUACUGGAUACCGCUAGUUACAGAGCGUAUGAGCACCUGGCUAGACGAACAGCUGCGUAAAACACACCGGAGUGGAGUGCGUUCACGUAUUAUUGGAGCAAUCUGUCAGGCCUGCUGCCCAGACUUUAUCGGCAUCCCCGAAAAUGUUUUUGAGCACUUGGGCAUCAAGCCUGUCAGUCUGACAGUCGUUGUUGCUCCGUUGCCGCCGGGUGUUAAACUGCGGCUCAAGUUUGUGCUGAGUAGCCCGGAAGGCGUCGCCGUCCCCCCUACCCUCUCCUUGAAGUCCUUAUCCGACGAUUCAGUGGUGCACGUGCACAGUUUGAAUUUGUGGGUCCCUCCAUGUGCUGAGUUGGAUGCGGUCCAUCGUCAAGGCACUUGCUGUUCGUGUCAAGGAAUGCGCUGCGAGUUGGCAUCUGAGAGCUCAUUCAGCGUGUCUUAUCUGCUCCUUCGUGGUUGCGACGGCCGAUUACCCUUCACCUGCGACUUUCCCGAUGAAGUUCGCGAACCUAAUCGGAUCCCCUCGAUAUGGACAAUUGAAGAGUAUCGAGAGAGCAAACCGGCUUUUUACACCGCACUGCAGACCGUCAACGCAUUCAUCAGCAUGCAAUACACUCGUCACCUGUGCUACACUGGCGGUUCCCACAGGGGCUUUCCCCACGAUGAUUGUGAACGUUUCAUAGAUGAGGCAGAAUUGGGAAGAGCUGAUUCAACAAUAUCGCAAAGUACACACUCAACAGCACCACGUGCUCUGCACGUGACGUCGUUGCUUUUUAUGGCUCCUUGCAUUGUUGUCUUUGUCAAACUCAAAGAAGGAAAUGAGGAGGCCAAGACAAAGUCUGACAGGAAAUUGGCGGCUGUAAAGCGGCUUUUGCAUCUUCUCAUUUCAAGAUCCAGCCACGGUGAUGAGGGCUCGUUAUCGGGUGAUGAUACAGAGAGCCAGACCAUCCUCAUCGUGGCGGAGGCACCAAGUCUACCGGGAAAAGCAAGGGUUCUGAUGCUUCCCAUGUUUGACAUAUCACCCCGGCAGCGAGAUAGGGGAUGUUCACAGGCGCGCGCUGCUCAGCACGUGAGACAGCAGGAGGAGAAAUAUACGGUAGCUGUCACGGUGGUGGAGCGUCGUCUAAAGGUACGAAGAGACCCAGGAGCUACGGUGACUCGCGGUGGUCUUCACAGAAUUCGUUCUAUGGCGGUGCGCCUUUCAUUACAAGAACAACUUAACUACACCGGUCGCUAUACGUGGGAAGAUUUGGUGGGGCAACUUUGCAGCACUCUGACACAUUGGCUCAAAGAGCAGUCGUUGAGAGAGGGCAUCGCAAUUUUGAGCUCUGACGACGCUGAAGAAGAUUCUGAAGUAGCUACGACCGUUGGGGGCACCAAACGGAUGCUUGAAGUAUGUGUAUUCUAUUGCACUUCCUACGUGCACUCGCUUCAGACAGAUUCGGAGUCGUUUGAAGCAAACUGCCGGCAGCGCAUCGAAGCAGGUUGCUGUGAGAGUGCAGUGGCUUCCUCCGAGUUUUUGCCCAUCAUAACGUUCUUCCCUGUGUUAAACCUAGCUGGGGGAGUUUUGGAGCUCGUUGGUCACACUUUAUCGGCAUACCCUAAAUAG
Molecule: messenger RNA, 2757 nt
Organism: Eimeria maxima
Lineage: Eukaryota; Apicomplexa; Conoidasida; Eucoccidiorida; Eimeriidae
Product: YLR143W-like protein, related
Exons: 4
Coding region: 1-2757 (918 amino acids)
Biological process (GO): protein histidyl modification to diphthamide
Molecular function (GO): diphthine-ammonia ligase activity
Source: RefSeq, a predicted model, not a curated record